AUCACAUGUCUUUUCUUUCUUUUAGAUUUGUGUGAAUGAAAACUGCAUAGACGUAGGAUUUGUGAUUACAGUCUCCCUGGUCUCUCCUGUUGCUGUUGUACUGGGAGCUCUUGUAGGCAUUCUCUUCCUUUCCUCUCUGGUGUUUCUGCCUUUGAGAUAUAUUCAACACAAGAAGAAGACAGGAACUGAGAAUUUAGAAAGACUCUCUAGCUUCAACAGGAGCACAAUCGGAAUUCCUCUUCUUCCUUCUAACACUGGCUACGUGGGUCCUUCUGGGACCCCAAAUAGUGGCUCUUCUAGAGCGCGACUUGGAAGUGUCUCCUACACAGCCAGCAGUGAUGGGUCUGCUGUGCCUUUCAUGCGGGUGCCUUCGUACUCCAUUAACAAUUUUCGGCCAGAAUUGUUGGAAGAAGUGAAGGAUGUCCUCAUUCCAGAAAAGGAGCUGAUUUUGCACAAGGAUCAGAUCAUUGGCAAAGGGCAUUUUGGGAGUGUUUAUCAUGGUACUUACAUAGAUUCGUCCCAGAGAGAGAUACGGUGUGCUGUUAAAUCUCUAAACCGAAUUACUGACUUGGAGGAAGUGGAAGAAUUCCUGAAGGAGGGGAUUCUGAUGAAGAGCUUCCAUCACCUCCAUGUCCUCUCUCUCAUUGGGAUCACCUUGCCUAAGGAGGGUCUCCCCCUGGUGGUGCUACCUUACAUGAAGCAUGGAGACCUCCGACAUUUUAUCCGUUCAGAGCAGAGGAACCCCACUGUGAAGGAUUUAAUAGGCUUUGGGCUGCAAGUGGCUCGGGGGAUGGAAUAUCUGGCCCAGAAGAAGUUUGUGCACAGAGAUCUUGCAGCUAGAAACUGCAUGCUUGAUGAGACCUUUACAGUGAAGGUGGCAGACUUUGGGCUGGCCAGAGAUAUCUUUGACAAGGAAUAUUACAGCAUCCGGCAACACCGCGGGGCAAAGCUGCCUGUCAAAUGGAUGGCCCUUGAGAGCCUGCAAACCCAAAAAUUUACCACCAAGUCUGAUGUAUGGUCCUUCGGGGUCCUCAUGUGGGAACUGAUGACACGAGGGGCCUCUCCAUACCCUGAGGUGGAUCCCUAUGAUAUUACCUGCUACUUGUUGCAAGGAAGAAGGUUGCCCCAGCCUGAGUACUGCCCAGAUUCUCUGUACACCAUAAUGCUUAACUGCUGGACACCAAAUCCUGAGGAGCGGCCAACUUUUUCCAGCCUGAUCACAGAGGUGGAGCACAUUGUAGUCUGUCUAAAGGGAGACCAUUACAUUAACCUCAAUGUCACUUACGUCAACCUUGAUCAAGGCCAUCCCUUUCCCCCUUCAAUUAGUCGGGAGGAAGAGAUUGAUUCCAAUGGAUUGAGGGAGGAAGAGGAUGCUUCUGUGUGUUAAAUGAUACCACACACAGGUCAGGAUGUACGUUGCUGGGUGUUAAACAUGAUGCUUCAUAGGCGUGUAUUCCUGGGGUUUGGCUGUUCAGGCUUUAGAACUUCCAUAUGGAUUUUGCCGAUCUGGUUAAUUCAUGAAAGCUGCAAUCUGAGGUCUUCUAUGACCUGGAUCCUGCAGCAAGGCUCAGAAAAAGGUAGAGAUAAAUUCAUUCCUUCUGUAAGAGGUGGGGCAGGUUCCCUACAGCGUUAGGAAAGAGAUACUUUCAGAAUACUUGGUGAUUUGUGUGUUGGAAUGUGUUUUUACUAAGGGCUGUAAAGUAAUUUAAUGUGGCAGCCUGUGGCUGUAUUUGUAUAUAGAGACAAAUAAAUUUACUGUUAUGAA
Molecule: messenger RNA, 1765 nt
Organism: Python bivittatus (Burmese python)
Lineage: Eukaryota; Metazoa; Chordata; Lepidosauria; Squamata; Pythonidae
Source: RefSeq, a predicted model, not a curated record